Molecule: messenger RNA, 1652 nt
Organism: Mesocricetus auratus (golden hamster)
Lineage: Eukaryota; Metazoa; Chordata; Mammalia; Rodentia; Cricetidae
Gene: Ufsp2
Product: UFM1 specific peptidase 2
Exons: 12
Coding region: 117-1502 (461 amino acids)
Source: RefSeq, a predicted model, not a curated record
GUCUGCCGGAGCCGGGCCUUCGGCUGGCCUUGACGCCACUUCCGGGCCGACCUUGGCGUGCGCGAAGUCGUCUUUCCUGUCAUCUCCAGGUGGGGAGCCUGGUGACCCUCAAAGCUAUGGAUAUACUCUUCAGAAUAAGAGGAGGCUUUGAUCUGGCUUUUCAGCUAGCCUCUCCUAAAGAAAUGUUUGUCAAGAACGCACUAAGACAGGUGUUGAACGACCUGACUACCAAGCUGGCUUCAGACGCUCUCGUGUUCAGAGUCUCCAACAGCUCUGUGUAUCUGUGGCCCAACGGUGUCACAAACGCAGGCGAGCUGACUGACAGCUCCCCCUGUAAGAACAUAGUGCACCUCGUCCAAUUUGAGCAGGAAGAGGAUACAAAGCGAAAAUUCACAAAAAAGAAAGACAAAAAGUCAUCAGACAUGCAACAGAUAGUAAACAUAGAUCUCAUGCUGGAAAUAUCAACCUCUCUGGGAGCCACAGCCCCCAUCAUUGAAAGGGAAAAUGAAGAACACCACUACAUUAAUAUGAACUUGCCAAUCGAUGCAGUUGUAGCUGUUGCUCCAGAAGAAGCCUGGGGAAAAGUUCGAAAACUUCUAGUGGAUGCAGUUCACAACCAACUAGUUGAUGUGGAAAAAUGCAUUUUGAGAUAUAUGAAAGGAACAUCUAUUGUAGUCCCUGAACCACUGCACUUCCUACUGCCAGGGAAAAAAAAUCUUGUGACAGUUUUAUAUCCAUCAGGAAUUCCAGAUGCUCAGCUGCAGGCCUAUAGAAAGGAGUUACAUGACCUCUUCAGUCUGCCACAUGACAGACCUUAUUUCAAAAGGGCUAACGCGUACCACUUUCCAGAUGAACCAUAUAAAGACGGCUGCAUUAGGAACCCACAUGCUUAUCUGAGUCCGCCAAACAUAGAGGGUAGUGUGAUGUGUGUGGUCCAGGGCAUCUACGCUUAUCAUCACUAUAUGCAGGAUCGGAUAGAUGACAAUGGCUGGGGCUGUGCUUAUCGGUCCCUGCAGACAAUCUGCUCAUGGUUCAGACAUCAGGGUUACACAGAGAGGUCCGUUCCGACACACAGAGAGAUUCAGCAGGCUCUUGUUGAUGCUGGUGACAAACCAGCAGCAUUUGUGGGAUCACGGCAAUGGAUUGGAUCUAUUGAAGUACAGCUGGUACUAAACCAACUGGUUGGUGUAACUUCAAGAAUACUGUUUGUUAGUCAAGGUUCAGAAAUGGCCUCUCAAGGACGGGAACUGGCCAACCAUUUCCAGAAUGUGGGCACUCCAGUAAUGAUUGGGGGAGGAGUAUUGGCUCACACAAUACUAGGAGUUGCAUGGAAUGAAACUACGGGGCAGAUAAAAUUUCUAAUUCUAGACCCACAUUAUACAGGUGCUGAAGAUCUGCAAGUAAUCUUGGAAAAGGGCUGGUGUGGAUGGAAGAGCCCAGACUUUUGGAACAAGGAUGCAUACUAUAACUUAUGCCUUCCUCAACGACCAAAUGCUGUUUAAAUGCUAUUUAAAUUAUCUUGGAGUCCCUGAAUGUGGGUGUCAGUGAAGAGGCCUAGGUAAUCUAUUGAGCCUUGGGCAAUAGAUCAGUAUUUAUCCCAGGUAUACAAAUGGACUUUGGACUCCCAUCCAACAAUGAGAGAUGCACUCUCA